GCGGGAGUUUAAACAAACGGAAGUGACGUUGUUGAGAAUUCAAAGUCAACUCUUUUGAGUCUGCACGGAUUUUGGUACUGCAGGGAAAUGACUUUGGGUUUGUUUCUUCGGUCGUAAGCAAUCUGCAGUCAUUUUUAACGUUUUAUCGUUUUUCCCCAAUAUCACGUCAACAGUGCAAUGCAGUCGAUACGACCGACUUCUUAGCUAGCUCGGCUAAUAAGCUUAGCUGCUAGCUGCAUGUUGCUACAGAGACAUGUUUACCAGCGUACCGCCAGAACAUGAAGAGAGGGUUGGUAAAAUUAAGACUGAGCCCCAACGAGGAGGCUCAGUUGAUACGCGAGGAAAAGGAAAGGAGGAGAAAACUGCGAAUACAACAGGUUCGUGAGCAGCAGAAACUCAUCGCCUUGCAGAUGCGCCAGAAUGUGGAGCAGAGACGGCACAGUGAGUUGGAGCAGCUGGAAGAGGAGCUGAGGGAGGAAUGGGAGCGAGAGCGGAACGAGAAACUACUCGCGCUGCAGGCGCUUUAUGAGCAGAGUCUCCAACUCGUCGGGCAAGGACAGAGGAUGGCCAAAGAAAAUGAACCUGACCUGGUGGCCAUCGCUCAAAAGGAAGCAGAGAAUCAUGCGAAAGCCGCAGCGCGCUUUCGAGGAGCACUCAUUGAGCUAAAAUCACAGCGGCUCAAAGAAACAGAGCUGCAAAAUCGCGCAAUCAACGCUAGGAAGAAGGCAUUGCAGGUGGAGAAGGCGAGAGCAGCAAAAGUGGCCAGCCUGCCCCCACCUCAGCCACACCCAAUUAUGGUGGAUAUUGUUCCAGUGGCACCGCAUGUCGGAAAAAAGUAUGACGCCGGUGCCUCUGCCUACAUACACUACCGCAUGCCCACAGCCACAGUGGACAGGGAGGAGGACACAGAACAGAGUUGUCUAAAGUGA
Molecule: messenger RNA, 929 nt
Organism: Doryrhamphus excisus (bluestripe pipefish)
Lineage: Eukaryota; Metazoa; Chordata; Actinopteri; Syngnathiformes; Syngnathidae
Source: RefSeq, a predicted model, not a curated record